Balaenoptera ricei (Rice's whale) is the source of this 1233-nucleotide messenger RNA. RefSeq names its product endothelin 2 (gene EDN2). NCBI's taxonomy places the organism in Eukaryota, Metazoa, Chordata, Mammalia, Artiodactyla, Balaenopteridae. Bases 80 to 613 code for a protein of 177 amino acids. Gene Ontology annotation, cellular component: extracellular region. The transcript has 5 exons. Gene Ontology annotation, biological process: vein smooth muscle contraction; regulation of vasoconstriction; regulation of systemic arterial blood pressure by endothelin. Gene Ontology annotation, molecular function: hormone activity; endothelin B receptor binding. The record is from RefSeq and is a predicted model, not a curated record.
GCUUGGCAGCAGGACGCUGGCAACAGGCGCACUCCCUGCUCCGGUCCAGCCUGCCCGCUCCGCCACCACCGUGGUCGCCAUGCCCACUGCCUGGCGCUCCGUCGUUCUAGCCCUGCUCGUGGCCCUGCACGAAGGCAAGAGCCAGGCCGCUGCCCCCCACGCCCCAGAGCAGCCAGCGCCCUUGCCCCGUGCCCGAGGCUCCCACCUGCGGCCUCGCCGUUGCUCCUGCAGCUCCUGGCUCGACAAGGAGUGCGUCUACUUUUGCCACCUGGACAUCAUCUGGGUGAACACUCCCGGACAGACAGCUCCUUACGGCCUGGGAAACCCGCCAAGACGCCAACGCCGCUCUCUGCCAAGGCGCUGUGAAUGCUACAGCACCAGGGACCCUGCCUGUGCCACCUUCUGCCAUCUAAGGCCCUGGACUGAAGCUGUGGCAGUCCCAGGCAGCGGGUCCUCUGCAGACGUGUUCCAGGCUGGCAAGACAUGGGCCACAGCAGGAGAGCUCCUCCAGCAGCUGAGGGACAUUUCUGCAGCCCAGAUCCGCUUUGCUAGGCAACAGCAGAAGGCAACAAGGGAGCCCAGGUCUACCCACUCCAGGUGGAGGAAGAGAUAGCUCUGGAAGCUGGAGGAACUCUGGGAAGAAAGCCUGUGCGGAGCCGGGAGGAGAGGGGCAUCCUAGGGCUGGGAGACCCUCCGCCUGUUUCCUGGGCCAGGAAACCCACCUGCUGGAGUUGGCACAAGCUCUGGCCUCCUCGCCCUGUGGAGGGGGCCUCCCUCAAGGCAGCUCCAUGGCCCUCCCACUGCCCAGGAAAGCCAUCAGCCCCCAGGCUGCAGCCUGGACCCCCAUGCUGGCUCUGGCCCGACAGCCCUGCUGAAAGGAACGGCGUGGGGAGUGCGCUAACCUGGGGGCCACAUUCCAAGAAGCGUCCUGUCUAGUGGCUGCAAACCAGGAAUGAUGUGCGGUGGUGGACGUUCACAACUAAGCCAGCUGUAGAGGCUGGAUGGGUCUAUCCAGUACUGAAGUCCCAGUUGCGCCCCGUCUGUCCCCUCCAGCUCUCCCUCCCCAGAGUCCUUGUACCCUCAUACCCGGGGACACUCCUGAUGAGAAGGGCCUGGUCUGCUUCACCUGUCUGUAUAUAACUUAUUUGCUCUGAGAACUUUGAAAAUUGUGAUUAUUUAUUUUAAUGUAUUUUUUAGACUCUCAAUUAUUUACCUGCGAACUUGUGUUUGUAA